Andrographis paniculata is the source of this 402-nucleotide messenger RNA. RefSeq lists its product as uncharacterized. The record is from RefSeq and is a predicted model, not a curated record. NCBI's taxonomy places the organism in Eukaryota, Viridiplantae, Streptophyta, Magnoliopsida, Lamiales, Acanthaceae. Bases 73 to 402 code for a protein of 109 amino acids. The transcript is spliced from 2 exons.
AUACACUCACCCACCCUAUAAAUUAGAAAUCUCUCUCACUUCAUCUCAUCUCAUCCACGAUUAUCGACAAGCAUGGCCAUGCCCAUUUGCAGGAGGAGCACACUCCAAAUCAGCAGCAGCCUCAAAUGCCUUUACUUUAUCAGGAGGGCAUAUGCUGUACACACAGCAACUUCAACUUCAGCUUCAGCUUCAGCUUCUGCUGCCACCUCAGCAGUCGAGACAGCAAAAAUAGUCCCGUUGAUGGGAAAAGUAGGUGAUGAAUCUGCAGCGAUCGGGAAGCAAGUGUUUUGGAUGAAAGAUCCCAAGAGUGGGAAUUGGAUCCCAGAGAGCCAAUUUGGGCAUCAGGAGCUUGAUGUUGCAGACCUCAGGGCUAAGUUUCUCUCAAAGAACAGACAACCAUAA